ACAAACCGUAUCAGAAUCAGACUUGAAAGAAACAUGGAGAAUCUUGACUAACCAACUUUAUGCAUUCUCUAUAUAUACUCAAGCAACACUGGAAGAUUACCAUAUAUAUAUCAUAUCCUUCAAAAGAGCACCUGCAAUAUCCGAUUGUGAUGGACUCAGGGAAAGAAGAGGGUGUGGCAGUAGCAGCAGCUACCAGCCCGGAAUCGAAGAGGACCAGGAGCAAUGGCAAAGGGAAAGGCAUUCUUAAUGCUGCUCCUCCUUCUGCUACUGUGGUUUCCACAAAAGCUACCCCACUCCCAAGAGGUGGAUGGAAAAAGGGUGUUGCAAUCCUGGAUUUCAUCCUUAGGCUCGGAGCCAUCGGUUCUGCUCUAGGUGCUGCUGCCAUCAUGGGGAACAAUGAACAGAUUCUUCCAUUCUUCACGCAGUUCUUUGAGUUUCAUGCUCAAUGGAGUAAUUUUCCACAGUUCCAGUUUUUUGUGUUUGCAAAUGGAAUGGCAGGUGGAUUCCUCGUCCUUUCCUUGCCAUUUUCGAUAGUCUGCAUUGUUCGUCCUUUUGCAGUAGGGCCAAGGCUUCUACUAGUGAUCGUAGACAUAUUGGUGAUGGCUUUAGUGAUGGCAACUGCUUCGUCUGCUGCAGCUGUUGUGUACUUAGCUCACAAUGGAAGCCAAGAUGCCAAUUGGAUUGCCAUUUGUCAACAAUUCACUGACUUCUGCCAGGCUGGCAGUGAGUCUGUGGUGGCUUCUUUCGUUGCUGCGCUUUUCUUAAUUUGCUUGAUUCUGGUGUCCGCUGUGGCUCUCAAAAGAGGUUGAAAGGAGAAAUUAAUUGAAUGUAAAUUGCUAAAUGGUGCUGCUUCAGCUUCACAGAAGUCGCUCUUAUAUAAUUAUUAUUGUCAACUUGUAUGAGUUUGUGGUGUCACUCAUGUUUACUACAUUAAAAUGAAAUAUAUCAUGUUCAAGGUUUCUGCUUCCUACAAAUCCAGCGUUGUAUAUCCCAGCACA
This is a messenger RNA of Cajanus cajan (pigeon pea), 998 nucleotides long. Its product is annotated as casparian strip membrane protein 5. The record is from RefSeq and is a predicted model, not a curated record. Lineage: Eukaryota; Viridiplantae; Streptophyta; Magnoliopsida; Fabales; Fabaceae.